UGAUUUCCACGGGUGGGGACGGCUCCAGCACGGGACUGCUGUCACCGGGACGCCCUGCCCGCUGCGGCUUGCUGCCUUUUUUUUUUUUUUUUUUUUCUCCCUCCCUCCCAAGAGUAGCAGCGAAAUGUCCCGUUCUGCCUAUUUGGAAAUGGGAACCAAUUGCUCCCCCGCCUUACCUCGCUCAUCGCAUCCCAUAUAUAGUCAUAUCUGCGGUCAAAUGGCAGGCGGCAGCGAAUGGGAAGGCUGUGCCUCCCAAAAAAAGCCGGGGGGCAGUGAGAGAGGGAAAGGGGUAGGGACGAAAAGAGGAGGGAGGGAGGAAGGGAGGGAAGGAGGGAGGGGGAAAAAAAAAAAAAAGCCCUUUCCAAAAAAGUAUUGGAUAUCUUGAGGAAUGCAGUCAGCCCCCUGGGAAAGUACAUAUCUGUGAGGCGCUCCCUGCCCGCCGCUUGCAUUCGGCCGGCGCCCCGUCCCGCACGGAUCAACCCCGCCGCCGGCAGCGCCGCUCCCCCGGGGCCUGCGUCCGGACUCGGGGCUGUCCCGCAACUUUUCAAGCUUUUCUUUCGGAAGCAGUUCACGCGGGGACGCGCCCUAGCCCACCGCCACCAUGGAUGCCAUCAAGAAGAAGAUGCAGAUGCUGAAGCUGGACAAGGAGAACGCCUUGGACAGAGCCGAGCAAGCCGAAGCGGACAAGAAGGCUGCGGAGGAGAGAAGCAAACAGUUAGAGGAUGACAUUGUGCAAUUGGAAAAGCAAUUGCGUGUCACGGAGGAUUCAAGGGACCAAGUGCUGGAAGAGCUACACAAGUCUGAGGACAGCCUCCUCUCCGCAGAGGAGAAUGCUGCCAAGCUGGAGGAUGAGCUGGUGGCUCUACAAAAGAAGCUGAAGGCCACUGAGGAUGAGCUGGACAAAUACUCCGAGUCCCUUAAAGAUGCACAGGAAAAGUUGGAACUGGCUGACAAAAAGGCCACAGAUGCUGAGAGUGAAGUAGCUUCUCUGAACAGACGCAUCCAGCUGGUUGAGGAAGAGCUGGAUCGUGCUCAGGAGCGCUUGGCUACUGCCCUGCAGAAGCUGGAGGAGGCUGAGAAGGCUGCAGAUGAGAGUGAAAGAGGAAUGAAGGUCAUUGAAAACAGAGCCCAGAAGGAUGAAGAGAAGAUGGAAAUCCAGGAGAUCCAGCUUAAAGAGGCUAAGCACAUUGCUGAAGAGGCUGACCGCAAGUAUGAAGAGGUGGCUCGUAAGCUGGUGAUCAUUGAGAGUGACCUGGAGCGUGCUGAGGAGCGUGCUGAGCUAUCAGAAAGCAAAUGUGCUGAGCUUGAAGAGGAAUUGAAAACUGUGACCAACAACCUGAAGUCGCUGGAGGCUCAGGCUGAGAAGUACUCACAGAAAGAAGAUAAGUAUGAAGAGGAGAUUAAAGUUCUGACUGACAAACUGAAGGAGGCUGAGACCCGUGCCGAGUUUGCUGAGAGGUCAGUAACCAAGCUGGAGAAGAGCAUUGAUGACCUAGAAGAGAAAGUGGCGCAUGCCAAAGAAGAAAACCUUAGUAUGCAUCAGAUGCUGGAUCAAACUUUACUGGAGUUAAACAACAUGUGAAAACCUUCUUAGCAGCAACCACGCUAUUUGUUUUAUUAUUUUUACACCUGCUUGCCGUGAAGCCCCAUAAACAUGUCUUUAUUUUAGUUUCACCACAGUCACCAGAACAUCUGCUAAAUUAUCGAGCAGGGGUCAGGGAAACACCAAAAUGGGCAAGCCAUAUGCGGGUUAAGCAACAUUACAUUAUGGUUUAAACGUGCCAUUUCCCAACAAAAAUGUUACCUACACUUUGUAGAGAGUUCAGCAAUUCCAUUUGCUUAGUGUUUCAAGAAUCCUGGCUGUGGCAGAAAGCGUUCCACCUGAAGUGCCAACUACAGUUUUUACGCAAGAAGAAUGAUUCUUGUUCAAAAGGGAUCAGGUGGAAAUGGUGCUAUUUUGAACAAAAAGUUCUACUUGAAGUCUUUUGUUUGAUAUCAGACAAGUUGUCCAUCAGGAGUUGUCCAGCACAGUAAUUUAUUUUUAUCAGAACUUGACUGAUCUGUGAGAAUUUGGACUUUCUGUGCCUUCUAAUUCAGUAAAAUGAAGAUACAUAAGCAAUGGAGAAAAGUGAAGGCUUCUGAAGGUUUUAAAUUGUAUUCUUGCAACUCAAUACAUAAGUGUAGGUCAGCAUUUCACCUUGAGUUUUCAUUUGAUUGUAUUUUUCAUGUUGAAAGAUUCAAUAAAUUCAGGACAAAACAUUAAUUUGGAAGAGAUUGUGUUAAAAUGUAUUUUAUUUGUGGGGAUUUGGGGUAGGGGAGGAAUUUUUAAGCUGAUAUUUGCCUCACUUUUUUCACACUUUCUUUGAGCAGUCUUAAGUAUAUCUGUAUGUAAACAUUGUAUAAUGAUAUGAAAUAAAAUGCACAUUUUAGGACAUUU
Cinclus cinclus is the source of this 2437-nucleotide messenger RNA. RefSeq names its product tropomyosin 1 (gene TPM1). Gene Ontology annotation, molecular function: actin filament binding. Gene Ontology annotation, cellular component: actin filament. The transcript has 10 exons. Gene Ontology annotation, biological process: actin filament organization; cardiac muscle contraction. Lineage: Eukaryota; Metazoa; Chordata; Aves; Passeriformes; Cinclidae. The record is from RefSeq and is a predicted model, not a curated record. The coding region runs from base 602 to 1582 and encodes 326 amino acids.